Molecule: messenger RNA, 3261 nt
Organism: Malassezia vespertilionis
Lineage: Eukaryota; Fungi; Basidiomycota; Malasseziomycetes; Malasseziales; Malasseziaceae
Exons: 2
Coding region: 1-3261 (1086 amino acids)
Biological process (GO): protein export from nucleus
Cellular component (GO): nuclear pore; cytoplasm
Molecular function (GO): nuclear export signal receptor activity
Source: RefSeq, a predicted model, not a curated record
AUGUCAGAAGCGCUCGACGCGUUGGUGGGACCAACCGCAGCGCGCGGCGCGACAUAUGCGGACGUCUGUCGUGCAUGUGCGCAGCUUGGUGAGGCAAGUGCAGAGGCGCGUGAAGCUGCGACGGCUACACUGCUCGCGUUUGCGCAGUCGGAUUCGCUCGUGGACGAUGCAGCAUACAUACGUAUUGCAGGUAUCUGCGAAGAUGCGGAUGUUUUGCUCAUCCUUGCGCAGCACACCACGUUCUUGCUAGCGGCCUGCGUCGACGAUCCGUCGCUGGCGCCGCUUGGUCUUGAGCUUGCAAUGGCAAUUGCAGACGAGCUGGAUGCUGGAGCGACGUCUAAUGCAGAGAUAAUCCCGCUGGGAUUGUCCAUGGAUGCACACCUUUGGUGUCACGCCAUUGCACAACUGCACAUUAUUCCGCAGCUUUUACCCGCUGUAUUGCGCGUCGUGUACCAGGCACACGUCUCCAAUGCACUACACACGCUUGCACUUGCCGCAAACGCAUCGAGGGCACUGCUAGGAUGGCACUUUGCUGCCGUGCCAGCCUUGCCAGAGCAUGCGACGCCAGCCGAGGUCAUGGAAGCGGUCCGGCACCCUUCGCCGCACCAAGCGACGAUGCCAGCUGCCAUUGCGGAUAUCUACUUUGCACAGGAGCUGUCAGUAGUACUCGUUGCUGCAGCGCACAGCGCAACGAAAGCUGCCGACGUGCCGCAAGAUGCAUGGGCCGCACACGCCGCAGUAAGGCAUGUUCACGAAGCAAUUCAGCAGCUCCUUCUCCAGGAACCACCCGCACAAGGAGAAGGUGCGUGGCUUGCGCGGCAAAGCGCCUUGGCAACGGCACUGCACGCCUACGUCGACCAUGUCACCCAGCGCCCUGCACGGACCCUGGUGGUGGAGGAUCUUGAGACGCUCCGAUUGCUUGCACAGGUGUACCAAAGCAUCACGAGCGGAGAUAGUGGACGUGCAUUGCUGCGCGAGCAGCCACAGGCGCUGCUUUUGGCGCUUGCACGCAUGACCGAAGCAAGCUUUUACGCCUCGUUUGUCUUGGUGCCUGCGGCGGACGAUGAGUCGCUUGCAGCCUCCGCCGACGCUGCCGUCAACGAAGUGCUUGCUCUUUGGCGCACACUGCUCGGCACGUUUGGCGCCGAAGACGCCGUGCAAGACGCCGUCAAGGAACAUUUGCGCGAUCAUGUCGUGCUUGCCUACCUGCAAGGCCGCCUACAUGCCGCCACACGCAGUGCACAGAUGGACGAUGUGGACGAGGCGGAGACGGGCGAUGCUGAGUUGUAUGCCGAGCAGCUGAGCCUUUACGCGGCACUUGCACGCAGCUGUUUAGCCGAAGUGGUCGCGGCCAUUUACACAUCCCUCGACCCAGUCCAGGCGCAGCUGCAUGGGCCUAGCGUGCCGGACGCGACAUGGGAGCAGCUUCAUUGGCUUGCACUUAUUGCCGCUGCCGUGCUUGCAGAUCCACCAGAAAAUGAGCAGUUGCAACUGCCAGCGUCGGUCCUACAAUCGCCACCUGCAGCACAAGACACGAUCGUGCGCAUCAUACAUACCCUGUCUCUGGUGCUGCUCCCUGCGCUGCUGCCGCAUGGACCCACCGAUGCGCUUCCCGCAAGUCCGCUCGCCUUGGCUUCUUUGCUCGCAUUUUGCGCGCGGUGGGUCCCCGUAUACCUUUUCCCGAGCGACGCUACGUCCUCAUUGGUUCUCGCCACGGUGUUUGCCUCCACAGAAAGCGAGAAGAUUUUGGAUACCUUGCUGGACUGCGUACAACUCGCAUUUUCUGUAUGGCGCUUUGACCAGGAUGUUUUGCUCGCCGCCGCAGCGCUUGUCGAGAGCUUUGCGCGAACACCCGGCGCGAUGCGUGUAUUGCUUGCGCGCGAUGCAAUGCAAACCCUUGUCAAGCAUACGCUGUCCACACUCGAGCAGCUCCCGGAUGCGACGCACGCUCCGAUUUUGCGCGCUUGCAUACGAUGCGUGGACUGCACGCGCGAUGGAAUUGUUGCAGCACACGAUGCGCGCGCGGCAUACUAUCCACACAUACUUGACGCCGUGCAUGCGCGCAUACAUGCGGCAAUGCAUGCGCCGCGCGCGGCAAGUCUUUCGCCCGCGGUGCAUUCUGCGCUUGGGUUGGUCCGUGCGCUGGCGCAAAGUGCGGAUCCGUACGUGAGCCGAACGGUGCACGAGCAUCUCGUAGCUACAUUGCCCAGUGUAGUGGCCUUGGCGCAGACGCAUACGGAGGUCAUGCUUGCAUCUAUGCAAGCAAUGCACGCUGUGCUGGAGGCACAGGCCGAGAUGGAUGCACCGGAAUUGCACGCGCAGGUCGCGCAGUGCGUCUAUGCGCUUGUCCAGGUCGUGCGUCCUGAGCUUGGGGACGAAGAGCUUGCUGCUGCACUUUUUCAGCUGCUGCAUGCACUUGCUGAGAUGGUCGAUACUACACAGCCUGUUGAUCAUGGUGCCGAGUACGCAGAACCAGCUACGGUGUGCGUUGAUGUGCUAGGCCAAGCAGCGCCGCAAUUGACGUUGGAGCUGCUUGCCGUCCCGCUCGUGCGUGAAGCAGUUGUGGAUGCAGUUACGACACUCUUGCUCAAGACGAGUGCCGCGCUGGUCAAGGCGUCAGGCACAUGCCUGUCAACACUUUCUGUGCUCGCGCUCCUUGACGCACACAAUUUACGCGCCGCGCCACUUGGAGAACGCGGAUCGAGUGCGCUUCAUGUCGCGCUUUGCGCCGUUGUAUUUUUUUUCAGCACUGCAGAUACGUUGAUCGAAACAAAACUCGCUGCAGUGCCCCCGGCGUUUUCCAUGCUUGCCGCGCAUAUACCUUAUCUCGAAGAUGUCGUGCCACCGGCUGAAGCACAAACAAUGCUGGACACAAUGGCAUGCUCACUCCUCCAUAUAUUGUUGUUGCGGCCGCUACACGCACCGUCUCUUGUGCCCAUAUUGCUUGUGCUGCGCACCUUGACGCUGGCGCGCGUGCAAGCUGCAUGGCUCGGUGGCGAGGCUUCUUUUAUGCAGAGCAUUGCGCACUACUGCGCAAAUGCGGUGCCGCGCGCAGAUACCCAGCGCAGCCAGCUUUUUGCGCACGCGGCGCAGCACCUGUUUCAGUGCAUACUUGCAUCCCACAUUGCUCCACAGUCCAACGCGCCUCCUGCGCUAGCAGCGAGGCUCAUGGUAAACGAGGAGCAGCGUGCGGCGAUACGCUUGUGCCGUGAUUUGCGGCCUUUUCUUUUGCAGACGCACGGUGUGCUUUGCAUGCGAUGA